AUGAUUUCGGCUGUGAGGGACUACAACAAAUCCAGCUGGAGAAAGAUCAAGAUUGCCUUACAUAACGGGAUAUUGCGCAGUCAGAAUGGCAUCGUACCUGUGCAAAUCCAUGUUGCUAGAAUGCAGCAUUUUUCGGAAGGACGAGCGCACAGAGCGGUUCUUGGCACCUAUCAACAGCUUUCGCCACCGGAUAAUGCAGAAGCACGGACCUUGAAGUUCCGCCGUAGCAAAGAGGCUGAAUGGUUGGGUACAACGAGGACAUAUGGGAAUGACCCGAAAUUGUCCGGAUUUCUAUUGGAUCACACCUCAGAUUUCGGAAGCCGCCGGAACAAAUGCUGUGCCACCCCCGCGAAGGAAUUGAAUUCGUUUUCGUUAUCCUUCCCUCGUCCUCGACCUCGAUCUUCCGACAUUCGGACAACUCUUCUCAAGAAACCAUAG
This is a messenger RNA of Fomitiporia mediterranea MF3/22, 438 nucleotides long. RefSeq lists its product as uncharacterized. The transcript is spliced from 3 exons. Lineage: Eukaryota; Fungi; Basidiomycota; Agaricomycetes; Hymenochaetales; Hymenochaetaceae. Bases 1 to 438 code for a protein of 145 amino acids. The record is from RefSeq and is a predicted model, not a curated record.